UUCUUCUUCUUCUUCAACACCAUUACCUCUUUCUAAUAAUCCUUCACCCACUCCAGCUCUGUGCGAUUCGGAAUCCCUCUGAAGACACAAUGUACCGACCUACGUGGGCGCAUUCGACUCCGACUGGCCCUCUGCGGUGGCAAGAGACUUUUGCUCGCCUGCUUACUCCUUUGACCCUUUGGAUAUGUGUUUCAGUGAGCAUCCGAUAUGGUUACUAUGGAGAUAACUGCAUAACGCUUGGCCCGAGCUCAUCUCGCUUGAUGAAGGCUAGUUCUGUUUUUGUGCAACAAGUUGAAGUGAGAGAUGUUGACAAGAAAGGGGUUUCUCUCUAUGCUCUAUCUGAAGAGCCCAAGUUGAGCCACCAAGUUGAUUGGAAUGUGUCUAACUACUUGAUCAUUGGUGCUUAUAGUCGCAAGGGGUAUUCUUUCUGGUUAAACAAGGGUUCAAGGAUAUCCAUGAGAUUAGAAGCUCACCCUACCCAUGUAAAUCAACUCCAAGUUGUCAUGCUUAAGGGGGAACGGAAAUUUGAAUUACUGCAGCCGGAACAAGCAAGUUCUGGGAAUGCCUUUAAUGAAUCCAAAAUUGGUAAAGAAGCUGUAUAUAGCAUUGAGGAGGAUGACAGGUACUACCUUGACAUCAUAAACACAAAUCCUAAAAGCAUAAUCAUAACGGUGAAUAUGAAUGUCUCCUCAAAGAUGUAUGAUACUACAAAAGCUAAGGCCAUCUGCUCGACAGCAACUAAGGGUUCUUCCUGCCAGCUCAGGCUUAUAUUCCCCAAUACUCAUUAUGUCAUACUGACCACACCUAACAAUGUAAGCCUCGAUUUCAAGCUAAUAUCCGACAUGGUUAACAUUUCGGCCAAUUUAACCAACAACUCAUUGCAGGGGGAUCUUCUUGGAUGGUACAUUGAGCUUUCGUUUGUGGCUCGUGUGAUAACAUACAUUGGAAUCUUAGGGUUUAUAGUGGUCAUGAUCUUUCUAAUACUGAAAUACCUCGGCGCCUGUGAUGUUGAAAGUAGUUCUGUAGUAGAAUUCUCCAGACAAGAAAUUAAUGAGACUUACCCUAUAGUUCCACGCAAGACAGUUCCACAAACAUACGGUACAAAUGAAGAAGAUGAUGAUUCUGGAGCUUCAAGUAGCUCCUCAGAGGAAUUAUAUGAUGAGAAGCUAUGUGUGAUAUGUUAUGAUGAGCAGCGAAAUUGCUUCUUCGUUCCUUGUGGUCACUGUGCAACCUGCUACGACUGUGCUCAGAGGAUCAUGGAAGGGGAGAGUAAGGUAUGUCCCAUAUGUAGAAGGCUCAUUCACAAAGUGAGAAGAUUGUUUCACUCUUAAUUUUGAAGCUGGGGGUGAUCUUUGAUUGUUAAUUUCUGUGAUUAGUACAAUUUUCUGGAAAGAGAAAUUUUAUAUAGUAGAUAUCUGUAGAGAAUGAAAAACUCUUGUCACUGAAUCUGCAUAGCCAUGCGAAGAUCACUUUCCGGGAUUAACCUAUAUUGACGUGGACGACUAACUGAGAUCGUGGGAAAGCUGAGUCCUCAAAUGACGAUGUAAUUUAUGUAUGCUUAUUUUAGAUACUUGUUCAUUGAGGGAAUAUAGAUUGCACCAGGUCUUCGAAAUUCAACCGCUUGGAGUUGUAUAUAGUUUCUACCAACUUGGUUUGUUAAGAAAACCCAGUUUUGU
Messenger RNA from Argentina anserina (silverweed cinquefoil), 1676 nucleotides. RefSeq names its product E3 ubiquitin-protein ligase APD2-like. The transcript is spliced from 7 exons. The record is from RefSeq and is a predicted model, not a curated record. NCBI's taxonomy places the organism in Eukaryota, Viridiplantae, Streptophyta, Magnoliopsida, Rosales, Rosaceae. Gene Ontology annotation, biological process: protein ubiquitination; cell cycle. Bases 90 to 1331 code for a protein of 413 amino acids. Gene Ontology annotation, molecular function: ubiquitin protein ligase activity.